AUGGACGAGGGCGAGGAGGAGACUGACUUCAUCGAAGAUGUAGAUGAUGGCGAGGACCUCUUAGGCUCAGAACCCUCCGAAGCCGGCAGCGACGCCGCGGAAGGCGCGGCAGGCGAGGACGCCGAUAACGAGGUGGUGGAGGCGGAUGCGGCCCUGGAGAAGUAUCAGGCGGUCUACGACCAGAGCAUCGACAAAGUCGAGUUCCCUGCGGAUGUAGUCGCCGAGAUACAGCAGUCCUGGCAGGCCUUCCUCGCGCACGCCGGGUCGCAGGAGGCCUGCGGCGAAUACAUUCUGAAUUCGUGGUGGGAAGCGGCGCCCAGUGUACAGGGCCUCUUCAUUUCUCCGCACGCUGUUCUGCACUUGCGGCUCUUUCAGGGCAUCAACCCGGUUGUGGCGGCCCUGACGAAUCCAACGAACCUGAAGUUGGAGGUCGAACAAAUCGCCUUCCGGCACUUGGAUAGGCCUGUGAAGACUACUGUUGUGGAGGUCUUUCGCGACGCCUCGCUGGACAUGUGGGAGUCAGAGCUGGGUAUGCGCUUCACCAAGCGAGCAAGGGUUGGCUGGCAUGCGCUCUUCAACUAUUUGGGCGGAGCCUUCUGCUUCGUGUCCCGCGAGUACUCGGGCAGAGUGAAGACCAUCCUGCGGAGUUGGCGAAUAGCCAACAAUGCGAAGGAGGAAGAGGCUGCCGAAAUUGGAGAUGCUGAGGCUGAGGAGGUAGAGGAGAAAGCGGUGGAAGAGGCAGCACCUGAGGGGAAGCAGGCGCAGGAGGAGGAAGAAGCAAAUGGCAAGGAGAUGAAGGUACCCACCACCUUCAAGGAGAUGUUCCUCUUCAACGCUGCUGUCAUGGGAUAUGGCGGCAGCACUUGGAUGAACAUCAUCCUGGAUCAGUUCGACGCCAUGGUCUUGAACAUUGCCAACUCCCACAGACUAGGGGAGGAAUGCGAUGUUCUCUCGCUUGUGCUGGCCAAGUACGAUGGGCCUCCGCCGCAGCUCCCGGAGUUCCGCUCGGUGAUGCUGGCGACGCUGCGGUCUUUGGCGCCGAAGGAUUGGGACACCGAGCACGAGGUGGCAUGGAACUGGCUGUGGGAGAACAUUGAGCGCAUGUUGAAGGCGCAAACGGGGAAGCCGCGGCAACAAGAGCGAGCGCUGGAGAGAUUCAUCGGCAGCCUUUCUGAGGACAUGGUGAACUUCUUUCGGCGGGAGCUGUACAAGCGUUUCUUCCUGAAUGCUCCAUCAGGACAAGACCACUUCAAGCAGUCGACCACGCGGUUGUAUUUUUUGGCCGACCGCAUGGUCGAGAUCACCAUGGACAUGUUCCGGCGCCCGCGGAAGAUGGUGCAGGAGAUCAGUGCAUUGGGCCUGCGGCAUGUGGGCUACGGCAUCCCCACAGAACUCUUCGGGCCGUACGUCUCGGCGGCUGUGAGCACCAUGCGGUCCAUGACCUCGGAGGAGAACGCCGUGGCGGGGUUCCGGUGGUCGGUGACCUUGGUCUCCAAGAUCUUGGUGAGGGCUGUGGGGGAGGGCGCCACGCUGGUGAUGCGGGCCAUCAACACCAACCAGGAGCUGGCGCUGAAGAAGGCCGUUGCCAUCGCGCCCCGGGGCAAACGCGCCAUGGAGUUGCUGAACAUCUCUGUGGGCACGCAGUCCAUCUCGCCCCUGUUUUGGGCCAUCGAGAGCGGGGCGCUAAAUAGCGCCAGAGCCAUGCUCGAAGACCUUUUGACCAUCCGUGCCGACCGGGACGUAUAUUAUUACGGCUGCGACGACCUCUUCACCAGACAUCCCGACAUCAUCCAGAGGCUGUGCAACGAUGCGCCGACCUUGCUGUGGACGCUUCUGGAUGGCUUGGUGUGGAGAUCCAGACUCACCCACCAGGGCCAAAGGCGAGUGAACUACUACGUCAGGCACUUGGUGCAAGAUAUGGAGGGGAACGCCAGCCAGACACUAGCAUGGCUUGCCAACCACAAAGAUCCGAAGAUCAUUGUGCAUCCUGUGGUGGUGAUGCUCGCGGAUCUUGUUUGGAAAAGCCUGGCGAUGUACCACUUCCUGCUGGGCCGAGUGUAUUUCCUCUUCGCCCUUUGCGUUUUUGUCACCAGUCAGGCCAUCCUGUUCCGACAUGAUGGCACAGAGACGCUGGAAGAGAACAUCGUCAGGUUCGGAUGCAGAUGUUUUUUGUACUUCGCCUGUCUCACCAAGCUUUUCUUCAACCAAGCAAAGCUCUUCUAUUUGGACAUGAAGCAUCGCAAUGUGCGCUGGUACUACUUUGUUCCAGUCCCGAGAUACCUUCAUAGCACACAGCAGCAGGGGAACUGCUUGCUGGUAAUCAUGCUGGUACUCAUGUACGUCGAGGAGCCUAUCUUGUGGUGUGGCUCCUUUUCCAUGGACGGGCCUUUGCUGCUCUUUACCAGUAUUUGCCCGGAGACAGAACACAUUCUGAAUAUUUACUCCAUUUUUUCUUGUUUUGCGAUGCUCCUAUACUGGGCCCUCCUCAUGGACUUCACGCUCUUCUCAAUGAGGAUCUCCGCCUUUGUGCUCGUGUGCGGCCACGUCUUGGCCGACGUGGGGCUCUUUGCGCUAGCCUUGGUCUUCCUGGUCUUGGCCUUUGCGACAGCGAUCAGUUCACUGGACCACGGCCUCGCUGACUUCUCAGGUGUCGAUCCCUGGCUGGUGAGCUUGGUGCAGAUGACCUUGGGCAUGUUCCCCCCGUCGCAGUACGGGGAGUUCCAGUCCGAGGUCGCGGUGGUGCUGGCGGUCUCAGUCUUUGUGGCAGUCGUCACCAUUUUCCUCUUAAACUUGCUGAUUGCCCAGCUGAACCAGUCCUACCACGAUGUCUUUGAAGACAUGCAGGGCUUCGCUCGCCUGAACCGGGCGGGUACCACGGCGGUGACGCUAGAGCAGGUCCCCAGGAAGAAUUGGAUCAGGUUCCGCGACCAAUUGCAGUUCGACGAGCGCCUGGAGUUCAACGAGGGGGACGUGGGCUUGGCAGGUGGCAUUCAGGUGAUGGAGCCGGCGAACGCCAAUCCCAUCACCGAGGACACCAUCCGUCGCUUUGGUGGCUCUACAGCUCCGAGCAUGCCCUGGCCAGCGGAGCACGAGGAGAUGACAGAGGAUGACAAGUUUGAGCGAUUGGAGAAGUUAAUCCUCCGCGUCAACAAAGGGAAGAAAGGCCGUGGCGAGUCGAGCUCUGACAGCCAAGAAGCCUCGGCCGUCUCAGAUCACAGCUCCAAGAAGUCCAACAAUUCCGGCGGUGGCAGCACCUGA
Messenger RNA from Effrenium voratum, 3258 nucleotides. Lineage: Eukaryota; Dinophyceae; Suessiales; Symbiodiniaceae. The record is from the annotation of a GenBank genome assembly.